AUGCAGAAAUCGGGGUUGCUGCGGGGAGCCUUCCGCCGCUUGACUGCGAAAGGCUACAAAGCCAAGGCAGCAGCAGCAGACACGCGGCAUGAGCGCAUCCUCUCCUUGAGGGAGAUCCUGGCGAAAGACAAAGGCGUGCAUAGCGUGGAGGAAGACUAUCCAGUACCAGCCUGGCUUCGGCGCCAGGGUGUAUGUGCUCCUUGCGACUACGCCAAGACCUUUAAAGGCAAAUACGGCAUCAUCAAUUACGAGGUUUUGGGGAUGCAACACACCAAGACGGUGUUGACUUUUCAUGGGCUUAACGGAUCCAUGCAAACCUUCCAAGACCUACAGAACGUUCUUGCCAGUUUUGGAUUUCGAGUGAUCACUUUCGAUCUGUACGGCCAUGGUCUCUCUGCAGCCCCUCAGUACAGCUUUUUCAAGAAGCGUUUUUCCGCAGAUUUCUUCGUUGCGCAGAGCCGCGAACUCCUCGAGCAUCUGAACUUGAGCGACACGCCGCUGUCACUCGUUGGAUUUUCCAUGGGAGGGAUAAUUGCGGCACGCUACGCCUGCAUGUAUCCUUCGUUGGUGACGUCGAUUGCGUUGAUUUCUGCCGCUGGUCUUCUCCCUAAAAAGCCCUUCCCCGUGUCUCUUCUGCAGCACUGUGGUUGGUGCUGCACCCCCCUGUACUUGUGUUUUCCCUGUUGCCUCUGCCGCUGCUGCUUUGAAAGAGAGGCGUUUUUAAAGCGAUACGAGCUGGAGGGUUCAGAGAGAAGUAGGCGACCUUGCGCUGACGAAGAUCCUCAAAGCUCUUCGAGGGGGAACGCCACUCUCGGAGUGAACGCAGCGGAGACGCAGCAGCAGGCGCAAACAAACAGCCGCAGCACUCGCCGUCAACACGCAGUCAACAGCAGCACCGCAGAAAGUCGAUCUGCCGCAAAAGCGCAGUCUGUCAGCGCUGCUGCAGCUCGAGAAUCGCAAUUUUCCACAGGCACGGAAGGAUCGCACGCCAGGGAGACAGCUUCUCGGAAUAGCGUCGCCAACAACCCUGGCAUUCUUCUGUGGAAGCGCCUCACAUGGCAAAUUUUUGCAAAGAAAGGCAGCAUUUCAACGUUCGUCGGCUGCGUCACGCAUGUGCCGAUGUGGAACGGUCGAAGUAUAUAUGAACAGCUAGGUGCUCAGCAAACACCCUGCUUAGUGCUUUGGGGGGGAGAGGAUCCCGUGGUAGACGUUCAAUGUUGCAAGCAGCUUUGUUCACUUCUUCCGAAUCACGCUGCCAUUGUGUUUCCAAGUUGUCACCACUUGCUGCUUGCGGAGCGCCCACACGCAUGCAUUGCCGUGGUGAUGACGUUUCUGGAAUUCCCCGCCUCGUGCAUGCAUCCUCUUCCCGCUGCCGCUGACGGAGAAGCUCGCGCUGACACUUCGACUCCCCCGUAUUUGCCGCUGUGGCGCUGCAUGCUGCCUUUCAGCCCCGAAGGCGAGUAUGUGCCUCCAGAGAAACGAUGCCCUCAGAAUUCGACGCCAAGGGAGUUUCAUGAGAAGCUGAACUACAAGCCAAGAUUCAGUAUCUGCUUCGGGGAGAGCGCAACCACCCCCCCCUUUGCACAUCACGCUUUGAGAAACGGGGGAAACAGCAGUCUUUCGCAAGCAAAGCCUCUGCCGCCACGUCUGCACACUCAACGCAGACGCAAGACUUCGGAGACGACGCCCACCCCCGCAGCAGCUCGGAGGCAAGAGCAGCGGCAGUCCUUGUGCAACGAGACCAACCACUCGCGCAGAUCGGCGCAGCCAUCACCACCCCCCCCCACCCCCCCUCCACACGCACUGUCUCUUCUCCUUUCACAGAGGGAAGAGGCUACAGACAAGACGAGGGAGAGCCCUCAGGAAGAAGAAAUCUUCGUCACAUCAGAAUCAGGUCCAUCCAACGCCUCGCUGCCUCACAAUCCACUUCCAACAACCUAUUUGUCACACAAAACUGAGGGCAUACCAACAUGUUCGGUUUCUGUCAAGCGAGAUCGACAGUGCGCUCCACCCCGCAUGCAAAGGCAGCACGGCGAAGCAGCAGACGGCCAGCAUUCGUUUCCUCAGGGAAAUCCUGCAGCCCUCUGGGGAGGAGCGUCCUCUCUAAGUUCUUCAGGGUCGUUCCAGGAUCUUUUGUUCACGGGCAAUGCCGAGCAGCGCCGCUCCACAUCUUCCUGCAGUCACUUUUCUCGAGCACCUGCAGCAGCAGCAAGGACGGACGAAAAAACACAAGAUCAUGCAUUAUCAUUAAAAGAUAAUACUGUUUGUUCUUCUCUGCCCCCCGCUGCCGUGCCUCGAGUGGUGUAUAGUAGGGCCUCCCUACACGACGCCAACUGCGGUUGCCAAGUGGAUAGAGAGUGA
Cyclospora cayetanensis is the source of this 2361-nucleotide messenger RNA. RefSeq lists its product as uncharacterized. The transcript has 8 exons. Lineage: Eukaryota; Apicomplexa; Conoidasida; Eucoccidiorida; Eimeriidae. The record is from RefSeq and is a predicted model, not a curated record. The coding region runs from base 1 to 2361 and encodes 786 amino acids.